UGUAUAGUUUGUUGUUCUUAGCGGUUGUGUACAUAUAACCUAUGCAGAAAGUUUGUUUUUAAUUAGCCAAUUCACAGUUUAUUGCCAAAUUUUAUGAAGAAAUAUGCAAUAGAGAUUUAAAAUACUCAGAAUGUUUUUGAGUAACAUUCUUAAAUUCGGCGAUUUGUACAUAAAGAAAAAGGGCCAUCUGGUUUGUACAAGUGAUAUUCUCAACUGGAAUAUUUACUAUGUUUAGCGAGUUUCAAUCUCAAUACAUUACUUUGAGUCAUAUCGGAGAAGGAACAUUUUCUGAAGUGUUAAAAUGUAAAAAAAUUUGCACCGGGAAAACUUUUGCUGUUAAGAAACUUCGGAAACAGUUCAAACAUUUCAGUGAGGUUAAAGGCUUACCCGAAGUGUUUGUUUUAGAAAAACUGUCUUCUCACCCGAACGUGUUGCCUAUGUUAGAAUACGUAUUCGACUCUCAGGAUAAAAAGCUAUAUAUGAUAUUUGAGCUAAUGGACAUGAGUCUGUACGAUCUGAUCCACGCGCGGAAGAGGUGUCUAUCAGAGACCCGAGUGAAGCACAUGGUCUAUCAGCUUUUGAUGGGCGUCGAUCACCUACACAAGAACGGUAUCUUCCACCGAGAUAUAAAACCAGAAAACAUACUGAUUAAGAAGUCGGUGGUGAAGCUCGCGGACUUGGGUUCCAUCCGAGGAACUCGCAGCCAGCAGCCAUACACCGAGUACAUCUCGACCCGCUGGUACCGCGCUCCGGAGUGUAUCCUCACGUCCGGCAAAUACGGGCCUAAGAUGGACAUCUGGGCCUGCGGCUGCGUCUUCUUCGAACUGCUCACCUCCAAGCCGUUGUUUCCCGGAGCCAACGAGAUCGACCAACUGACCAAGAUCCAUCAAGUGGUCGGCACGCCGAGCCCUCGAGUGGUCACUAAGCUACGUCACAACAAGUCAAGGGUCGGUGACAUCAAAUUCUCUCCUUAUCCUAGCGUAAAUCUUGCAGUCAUCCUGCCCUUCACCAGCGACGGAGGUCGAGAACUUCUCAAACGCAUGUUGGUGUACGAUCCGGACAUGCGUAUCAGCUCUUGCAGACUGGUGGAACACCGCUACUUCGGCGACAUCAGGCUGGCCGAUACCGCGACAGACGGCUACCUUUGCGCUCACAGGACGAAGCAACUGAGCUCCACCUCUUCGACGCUCAACUUCCUCCUUCAGAAAAACACUAAACUGAAGCCACCGGUCGUGAAACAAGAGCAGAAAAAGCCGACCGGAUCUAAACUACUGACUAAUUCGUGGGCACCUUCGACCAAAACUUCCAAAGUGGUUUUGCCAGAAAGCAAGAGCAAACCCGCAAUAGGAGUAUCGCCAAAUAAGAGUAAAAGAAAGCCGGGUAUGAACAGUUCACCUACUAAAACGUCAACAUCCAAAAAAGUGUCUUCGAUUAGACCUGUCGCAAAAUUAAACGAACAAAAAACAGAACAAAAAAUAAAGGCAAGUACGAUGACAAAUUUACCUGCCGUAGUAAAAUAUACUAGUAACGAGCAACAGAUCAAGUUAACCAAGAGUCAACUUCUUGGAUUCAGAUUGAAUGGGAUCAGAAGUGUUUUACCGCCUAUUCCAGAACAGCUAGAACUCGUGUCUAGAAAUUGUAACUAUUAAUCUAAUAUGUAUGAGAAUUUUAAAAAUAUACAUAACUAACAUCCUAA
This is a messenger RNA of Homalodisca vitripennis (glassy-winged sharpshooter), 1696 nucleotides long. Its product is annotated as MAPK/MAK/MRK overlapping kinase-like. The transcript has a single exon. NCBI's taxonomy places the organism in Eukaryota, Metazoa, Arthropoda, Insecta, Hemiptera, Cicadellidae. Bases 228 to 1649 code for a protein of 473 amino acids. The record is from RefSeq and is a predicted model, not a curated record. Gene Ontology annotation, molecular function: ATP binding; protein serine/threonine kinase activity. Gene Ontology annotation, biological process: protein phosphorylation; intracellular signal transduction. Gene Ontology annotation, cellular component: cytoplasm; nucleus.